Messenger RNA from Saccharomycodes ludwigii, 2847 nucleotides. It is a transcript of the gene VNX1, whose product is annotated as calcium/hydrogen antiporter. Gene Ontology annotation, molecular function: calcium:proton antiporter activity. The record is from RefSeq and is a predicted model, not a curated record. Bases 1 to 2847 code for a protein of 948 amino acids. Lineage: Eukaryota; Fungi; Ascomycota; Saccharomycetes; Saccharomycodales; Saccharomycodaceae. Gene Ontology annotation, cellular component: membrane; endomembrane system. Gene Ontology annotation, biological process: intracellular calcium ion homeostasis; calcium ion transmembrane transport. The transcript is spliced from 3 exons.
AUGAGCACUUCUCCAAAUGAUAAAAAAAUUGAAGAAAAUAUGGCAACGGAAAGAUCCAAUAGGCAUUCACAACAAUCAAUAUCACCUUUGCCCUCUUUGAGGAAAACUUCUAGCACAAAUAAUCCAUACAAUAAUAACAAUGAUGCCUCAAAUAAUCCAAAGCAUAAUAAUAGUACAAAUCUAAGUAAUAGCGACUUAUUGUCAGCUGUUGCUAAUUCCCCUACCUUGUCAACUAAACAUAGCAAUACUGCGAAUAAAACCUCGACGGCUGGGAACAUUAGAAAAGUGUUUUCUGUUGAUGAUGAUUUAAAUGAAGUUGAAAAUGAUGUAAAGUAUCUGGAAGGCUUACAAGAUGGAUUGAAGCUGGCUAAACAGAGAUUAAAAAAAAAUGGUGUAUUGCCACGAAACAAACAACAAGAUGGCUCCAAUAACACCAGUGUUUAUCACCAAGAUUAUAUGGACAUUGGUAAAAAUAAUAGGAAUUUAAGCAGCACCACGACUGAUCGUAGAAAUGAAGAUUUGAUUACGAACCGGUGUGAAGAAACUAACAAAGCAAACGAUAAUCCAGAGGAAUCUGGAAAUUUGGAUGAGAAUGACAAUUUGGGGAACAAUGACACAGAUGCUCGGCAGUUGCGAGAAUUCAAUCCGGAUGACUUUUUAUAUAAAAACCAUGCGGGUAUUGUUCAGCAUGAUCCUAACGAUCAAUUGGAGAGUUAUGAGUCACUGAAUCCAAUUUAUUCAGCCUCUAAUCACACACAUUCUAAUAGUAACCAUAACAAGGAUACUAAUGAUAGUCAGGCCGACCAUGAGGAUUACUCUGAUGACAAUGAAGAUGCCGAAUCGUUCACAUUACGUGAAAGACAGAAUGCAAUUAAUGAAACGCAUCCAUUUGGUAUUAGAAUUUGGAAGCCAGCUUUGUAUAAAAAAUCUAGGUCUAUUCAAAAAGCUGCCGAUCAAGAUAUUCACGAGACUAGAUACAAAGAUAUUCCACUCUUAAUUAAGAUUAACAAUGUAUUAUAUUCUAUAAUUUUAGGGCUUCCCUUGAUGUUAUUAUCCUUUUCCUUAGCAUUUGUGAUAUUUACUUUAACAGGGUUUGGCUUAAGUAAAGCUGGUGUUGAAUAUGCUAGAGUAUUUUUUAAAGUGGGGUUAUAUUUGUUUUGGCCAUUUGGUAUUUUGAUGUAUAUGUUGAAAGAUGAGAACUAUUAUGAUGAAGACAGGUUUGAAGGUGUUACAGUAUCUGAGUUUUAUCGCUGGAUAACCAGUUACAAGUUAUUUUCAAACGAUGGAGCACAGGGAAGUGGCGAGGGGGAGCAAUCUGCGAAUGCUAUUGAUAGGAACACCACUGAUCCACAAGGGAAUCCAUCAAUUAGUAAAAAUAAUAUCAGUAGUUCAUCAUUUUUGUUGCAUACCACACCAUCUAAUUACGGCUCUGUCCCAACAACUAGUGAUCGACCAACCGGACAGCUGAAGAGGUAUGGGUCACUAUUGAAUGCACCAAGGUUGAGUAAAGUGCGGAAUGCUGAGGGGAAUGUUGUUGGUGGUAAACAGAAAAGGGGUGAUCGGCCCAAUGGUGGUCAUGCUACAGAUGAGUGUAGCAGUUCGAGUUUUGAGCAACGUAGAUAUUUUGGCAGAGGUAAAUGGACUUUUGCAAGAGUUAUUUUUUAUGUAUUGUAUUAUUUAGUGUUUACACCAAUUUUGGGGGUAUUGAGUUUAAUUACCUGGUUGGGUGUAUUUACGAUUCCAAUGAGUAAUGUUAUGGGGACGACGAUAUUUGGGUUUUGUUUAAUAUCCACGAUACCUCUAGCAUUUUACAUUGGACAAGCAGUGGCUUCGAUCAGUGCACAAACUUCGAUGGGGUUGGGUGCAGUGAUUAAUGCAUUUUUUUCGACUAUUGUAGAGAUUUUUUUGUAUUGUGUGUCAUUACAACAGCGCAAGGGGUUAAUUGUGGAAGGUGCUUUAAUAGGUUCCAUAUUGGGAGCGGUAUUGUUAUUGCCUGGGUUUUCAAUGUGCGCGGGCGCAGUUAAAAGAAAAACACAACGGUAUAAUCCGCGUAGUGCUGGUGUGUCGAGUGCAAUGUUGAUUUUUAGUAUGAUGGUUAUGUUUAUUCCAACAAUGUUUUAUUUGAUAUACGGAGAUUACAAAAUCAAAUGUGUUGACCUGGUAACGAAUGGUAAGGAGAAUAAAGACCAACGGUGUCAUUUUGAACAGGAGGAAUUAACUUUUGAUAAGUUGUAUACAAAGGUGAUUAAACCUAUUAGUAUCUCGUGUGCAAUUAUCUUAUUUGUAGUUUAUUUUAUUGGGUUGUUGUUUACAUUACGGACACACGCUGCUUUGAUUUGGAGUUUACCUAUUUCAAGUGAUAAGCAGAACGGAGGAGCAUCCUCUAACACAAAUGGUUCUGGCUCAAACAACGUUGCAAGUGAUCUUGAGCAAUCGAUUCAUUCUACUACGACAGGUGAAGAUGCGAACCAUGGUGCACCUGCCGUUGCAAAUAACAACAACACCAAUGUUGUUACUAAUUCUUCGGGCCAUGAAGCACCCAAUUGGUCCAGAUCUAAAUCCACCAUAAUUUUGUUAGUGGCAACGCUAGCAUACGCUGUAAUAGCCGAUAUUUUGGUUGAUUGUGUAGAUGAGGUUUUGAAGGAUAACCCAUCAAUUAAUCCGAAGUUUUUAGGUUUAACUAUUUUUGCAUUGGUACCAAACACGACAGAGUUUUUAAAUGCAAUGUCUUUUGCUAUGAACGGAAACGUUGCAUUGAGUAUGGAAAUAGGUACUGCAUAUGCUUUGCAGAGAACAAAUGUUUACUUUAGUUUUUCCCCGUUGGGAUUUGAUAGCAUGCAUGGUUAG